Messenger RNA from Colletotrichum higginsianum IMI 349063, 2427 nucleotides. Its product is annotated as Duf255 domain protein. Gene Ontology annotation, biological process: carbohydrate metabolic process. NCBI's taxonomy places the organism in Eukaryota, Fungi, Ascomycota, Sordariomycetes, Glomerellales, Glomerellaceae. Bases 1 to 2427 code for a protein of 808 amino acids. The transcript has 3 exons. The record is from RefSeq and is a predicted model, not a curated record.
AUGGUUGCUUCCGAGCUGUCGCAGGCGGCGCGCGCUGAGAAGGCCGACCCCCAGUCGUCGCAGCGGGCAGCCCAGCAUAAUGAACAGGUGCCGGCGCCGCCUUUGGUGAACCGCGUCGGCCAGAGCAAGAGCCCCUACGUGCGGAGCCACGCCGAGGGCCGCGUCGCCUGGCAGCUGCUCGACGACGAGGCCAUCGAGAGGGCCAGGAAGGAGAACAAGCUGAUCUUCCUGCACAUCGGCUUCAAAGCCUGCCACUAUUCCCGACUUACAUCCACCGAGUGCUUCACCCACCGAGAAUGCGCCACCAUCCUGAACGAGUCGUUCAUCCCCGUCAUCGUCGACCGCGAGGAACGUCCGGAGCUCGACACCAUCUACAUGAACUACGUGCAGGCCGUCAGCGGAUCCGGCGGCUGGCCUUUGAACCUCUUCCUGACCCCCGACCUCGAACCCGUCUUCGGCGGCACAUACUACCCGGCCCCGGGCCCGAACAGCGGCGGCUCUGACGACGAGGAGCGUCUGGACUUCCUGGCCAUUCUGCGCAAGCUGCAGAAGGUCUGGAGGGAGCAGGAGGGCCGGUGCAGGCAGGAGGCCAGGGAGGUUGUGGUUAAGCUCCACGACUUCGCAGCCGAGGGCACUCUCGGGACCGCCACGGUCCAGCCAGGCGUCGCUGGCUCCCAGAUCUCGGCGAUUGGCAGAUCCGAGACGGGGCUGGAGCUUCCCGGGACCGGCAGGACGGCCGCCGCGGUGUCGAGCGAGCUCGACCUGGACCAGUUGGAGGAGGCCUACACGCACAUCGCCGGGACCUUCGACCCCGUCUACGGCGGAUUCGGCCUGGCUCCCAAGUUCCCGACCCCGCCGAAGCUGUCUUUCCUCCUGCGGCUGCCGCGCUAUCUCGCGCCGGUCCAAGAUGUGGUGGGCGAGACGGAAUGCGCGCACGCCACCGAGAUGGCGCUCUUCACACUGCGCAAGAUCCGGGACAGCAGCCUGCGCGACCACGUCGGAGGCUGCGGAUUCGCGCGAUACUCCGUUACGGCGGACUGGAGCGUCCCUCGCUUCGAGAAGCUCAUCGCACACAACGCGCUGCUUCUGGGUCUCUACCUGGACGCAUGGCUGAUUGCUACCGGCGGCGAGAAGGACGCAGAGUUCUUCGACGUCGUGGUGGAGCUGGUCGACUACCUCACCAGUGCCCCGAUCAGCCUACCCGAGGGCGGUUACGUCUCGAGCGAGGCCGCGGACUCGUACUACCGGCGCGGCGACAGGCACAUGCGAGAGGGCGCCUACAACCUGUGGACACGGAGGGAGUUCGACACGGUGAUCGGGGACGACCAUGAGGCCGCGCUGGCUGCAUCGUACUGGAACGUUCUCGAGCACGGCAACGUUGAGCCCGACCAGGACCCCAAUGACGAGUUCAUGAACGAGAACAUCCUACGCGUCGUCAAGGACGUGUCGGAGAUUGGGCGGCAGGCCGGCAUCUCGGUGGACGAAGUCAAGCGGGUGGUGUCGUCAGCCAAGCAGAAGCUCAAGGCGCACAGGGAGAAGGAGCGCGUGCGGCCCGAGGUCGACACCAAGCUGAUCGUGGGACGCAAUGGUCUGGUGAUAUCCGCCCUCGCGAGAGCCGGGCUGGCCUUGGCGACCGUCGAUGCGACGAGGAGCCAGGCGGCCAUUGCGUCCGCGAGCAGGGCAGCCGAGUUCAUCAGGACCAAUCUCUGGGAUCAGACGGACAGGAUCUUGUACAGGAUAUGGAACGACGGCCGCGGCGACACCAAGGGCCUGGCGGAAGACUACGCUUACCUCAUCGAGGGACUCAUUAGUCUCUACGAGGCGACCGCGGAUGAGAAAUGGAUAGGAUUCGCCGAUGAGCUUCAGAAGGCCCAAAUCGACAUCUUUUACGACAGCCCCUCGGCCGCCGAACCCGCCGCGUCCCGGUCCAACUGCGGCGCUUUUUACACGACGGCCGAGACGGCGCCGCACACCAUCCUCCGCCUCAAGGACGGCAUGGACACGGCGCUCCCCUCGACCAACGCCGUCUCUGUUUCGAACCUGUUCCGCCUCGGCGUCUUGCUCAGCGACGAGACGUACACGGCCGUCGCGCGCGAGUCCAUCAACGCCUUCGAGGCCGAGAUCCUGCAAUAUCCCUGGCUGUUCCCGGGCUUGCUGUCGGGCGUGGUCACGGCCCGCCUGGGCGGCGUGACAUGGGUCAUUGUCCGCGACGGCGGUGGCGGCGACGACGCGCUGACGCAGAGGCUGCUGCGCAAGCUGAGCCUCGAGGCGAGGGGCGGGCUGAGGAACGUUAUCCUUCUCAAGAGCGGCGGGGACGACCUGCUGGCGAGGCGAAGUCCCGUGCUGAGCGAGCUGGCGCGGACGCCCGGCACGUAUUGCCUCGAGAACGGCGUUUACCGCCCCAUUACGGAUGCGGAUGCGGCGUGA